Striga asiatica is the source of this 2362-nucleotide messenger RNA. The record is from the annotation of a GenBank genome assembly. Lineage: Eukaryota; Viridiplantae; Streptophyta; Magnoliopsida; Lamiales; Orobanchaceae.
CCGCAAGUUCGAUCAAUUCGUCGGAAAUAAUUAUCUCGUUUACAUGGCGGAGGGAAGCAAAGGUGGCGAGCCCGGGCCCGAAGCGGGCCCGGUGUCAAAGCCCGCCUCGUCAUUCGAGUCGGCCGGAGGCCGGCUGAGGUUCACGGUGGAGCUCCAUCCUGAAGAAACGACAAUCGUUUCGUGGAAGAAGCUUGUCAAGGAGGCCAAUUUGAGCAUGUCUGGUAGGCCCGGCCCGUCGGUGUCAGGGCCCGGAAUCCAACCUCAGCCCGUGUCUCAGCCUCCGCCUCCAUCUCUACCGGUCGGGGCAUCUCUACCGCCUCCGCCUGUGAAAGAACAGAUGGAUCCUCAAGUGCAGGCCGGGUCGACCCGUUUGAAUUCAGUGAUCGAGAGGAUUGAGAGAAUGUAUGCGGGAAGUGGGAGCAGUGAUGACGAAGAUGUUAUGCUAGACAAUGUGCCGGAUGAUGAUGAAUAUGAUACUGAUGAUUCCUUCAUUGAUGAUGCUGAAUUGGACAACUAUUUCCAAGUUGAUAAUUCGGAAGUUAAGCAUCAUGGAUUUUUCGUUAACCGUGGGAAGUUGGAGCAUGUUGAAUCUCAUUCCUCUAACCAGCAGCCAAAAAAGAGGAGACUCAAAGAUUUGAUAAAAGGGCAGAAUGAGAGUGAUGAUGGACGUAACCAAAAUAAAACUGCAAAAAGGGGAAACAAAGGUAAAAAAGCAUCAUCAAUGAUCCAUACAAGCUCGACCAACGUGCGUGGUGAGGAUAUACAAUUUCAGGCUGCACCAUUAGAUGCUGCUGAAAUUUCAAUAAAGAAAAAAGCUUCAGAUUCCCAUGAUACAGAACGUUCUUCAUUAUUGUUGGACGGUGGUGCUAUCAGGCAGAGUAUGGAUAUUGACGGGCAAAUGCUUGAAAUCCUCUCAUCAAAGAAACGUAGUAGCAAACUGAAAGAGAGUGAACCUCAUGAUGCUGCAACAUAUAAGUCAAAUGAUAAGAGCUCCUAUGCAAGCAAAACCCAAUCUGGGAAACAACCAAUUAAUGCUGAUUAUCUAGACCGCCCAUUUCAACGAAAAGAAAAAGGUGGACCUGUAGCAAAUCUUAACAUCCUUUCAAACAGGGAUUCCGUGCCAACUAUGAAGGCUGCUCUAAUGCCUAGAAAUGAUGGAUCUACUGUUCAGACAAAGACUGAAAAUCUCGAGAAGGCUAUUAGGGAGCUCGAGAAUAUAGUUGCAGAAUCUAGACCACCUACUGAAGCCCACGAUGAUGACAAUUCUUCUCAGGCAGUCAAAAAGAGAGUGCCGCGUGAAAUAAGGGAUAAGCUGGCGGAAGUUGCUAGUUUUGCGCAGGACAGCAAUGGAGAAAUACCAGUGGAUUUGAUCAAUCGUCUAAUGAGCAUUGUUGGCCACUUGAUGCAACGUAGAACCCUGAAGUUUUCUACUGGAGAUUAUGGUAGAUUGGUUUUAGUGCAGUUUGGCUUAAAUAGAAGCUGGGAUAGAAGAGAGAGCUGUUUGCCGGAGAACCGCUAUAUCGUGGCUAAGAGAAAUCCAAAUGUUAACGACAUAAGAAACCUUAGAAUCAUGGCUAAUGCCGGAUUAUCCGCUAAACAAGAGAAGGCUGACCGAAUAGAGAAGAUAAAACAAGAGGUUGCUGAGAUGGUUAAGCAGCGGAUUCCAUAUAUGAAAUCAAAAGCUGAGCAGCUAGCUGCAAAUUCAGAUGAUUUUCAGGAAGCUGGUCCAGAAGUGAAAAAAGUCCUGAAACGCAAAUACAGCAUGGAUGAUGCACUGGGAAAUAAGAUUUGUGAUUUAUAUGACCUUUAUGUUGAGAGAAUAGAUCAGGAUUCAGGUCCACCCAUCAGAAGGCUGUAUCAAGAGCUUGUGGUAUUGUGGCCUAGUGGAUUUAUGGAUACUGAUGGAAUCAAACGUGCUAUAUACCGAGUGAAAGAAAGGAGGGGUCUGUGCAUCCCGGCAAAGGAUCGAGAGAAAAGCAAGAACCAGAAAGUCUUGCCUCCAAAACGAAAGGACUGCACUAAUGUCUCUCAAUCCUCACAUAAUCGUGAAAAACCACUCUCAGAUUCCCUUUCUCCUUUGACCAAGAAGCCAACCUUCAGCGCUCGUAAACCAGUUGCCUUAGCACACGGCCCAAAAGCCGACAGACGGAAUCAAGAGAAGGCAAAAGGAAGUUCCAGUGGCAAUAAUCCUGUGGAUGCAGUGGCAUCCAAUUCGAUGCCGAGUAAAAAACUGAAAAAGAAGCCGAAUUCGGAGGCUUUAGAGACUCAGGUUCGGCUCGAGAAGCUGGCGUUGUCAAAGGCAGACGAGAGGCCUAAACUACAGAAGCACGUGCCUCAGAGUAGUACCUCUAAGUUUGCAUAA